This is a messenger RNA of Contarinia nasturtii (swede midge), 459 nucleotides long. RefSeq names its product actin-binding Rho-activating protein-like. The transcript is spliced from 3 exons. NCBI's taxonomy places the organism in Eukaryota, Metazoa, Arthropoda, Insecta, Diptera, Cecidomyiidae. Gene Ontology annotation, molecular function: actin binding. The record is from RefSeq and is a predicted model, not a curated record. The coding region runs from base 1 to 459 and encodes 152 amino acids. Gene Ontology annotation, biological process: positive regulation of Rho protein signal transduction.
AUGUACAAGAAUCAGAUUGUCGGUGGCCAUAGUUCGACUCUGCCGAAUAUUAGAAAAGAUAAUUAUGGAAGGCCAAUUGCGGGAAGCCUUACCGAAGCUCGUGCUCAAAAAGCCAAUAUUCACAUCUACAGAGAAAUGCUACAAUUAUGCGAAAUCAUUGAUAAGAGAGGCUAUUAUCAGAGCGAAGAGACUCCAGAUUUGAAAGUGAUUCCAUUCGGAGAACUAUUCAGAAUUUACACAACAAUAAGCAAUAAAUUAGUAGGAGUGCUACUGCGAGCUCGAAAGCAUGAGCUUGUCUAUUUUGAAGGUGAAAUACUAUUCCAACGUCGAGACGACGAUGUGCCUAUUUUUAUGCUGAAAACAAUUGAUGAAAUAAAACACACUUUGAAUGGAAUUAUUGAGGAAAUACAAAGCCAUGCUUGUUCUAAUCCGCUACCAACCGAUGUUUUGCUCAAUUAA